CGCAAAAUUGAGUGCUGUUAUGCGCGGCAUUGUCUGUCGCAUGUGCCGUGCACGUUGUUUUUUUUUUUUGUAAACAAAAACGAUCCUGUACAAAAUGGGAGCCCUAGCAGAGCUUGCAGGCGACGAGAAGAACGGCGAGGGAUCCCGCACCUUUGUGUUCCUUAACGAGGGCCACACACUGGGCAACGCUCUGAAGACGAUCAUCGCCAGGUACCCAGAGGUAGACUUCUGCGGCUACACCAUCCCCCAUCCCACCGAGCAGAAGCUGCACUUCCGCAUACAGUCGCGCCGGGACCGAGCCGUCGACCUGCUCAAGCGCGGACUUGAGGACCUGGAAGCACUGUGCGACCACACUAUAGACACCUUUGGGAGGGAAAUGGAUAAAUUUAAUGCUGCGAAUGCCAGAGGAGUGCAAGAGAAUACAUGAGUGGUUCC
This is a messenger RNA of Drosophila obscura, 435 nucleotides long. RefSeq names its product probable DNA-directed RNA polymerases I and III subunit RPAC2 (gene l(2)37Cg). The coding region runs from base 95 to 427 and encodes 110 amino acids. Gene Ontology annotation, molecular function: DNA binding; DNA-directed RNA polymerase activity; protein dimerization activity. The transcript has 2 exons. Gene Ontology annotation, cellular component: RNA polymerase I complex; RNA polymerase III complex. NCBI's taxonomy places the organism in Eukaryota, Metazoa, Arthropoda, Insecta, Diptera, Drosophilidae. The record is from RefSeq and is a predicted model, not a curated record. Gene Ontology annotation, biological process: DNA-templated transcription.